GACUGCUGCCAUUGUACUCUUUGAAGUCCUACCAAAAAUUGCUGGAUUCAGUCUGUGGAAGUGAUUGUGAUGCCUUCAAAAUUCUGAAAGAUUUUAAAGGGUAACCCAAGGAGCAGGUCCCCAAGGCAUGCCAUGGACUGCUAGCAUGAAGGCUGAUGGUGCCCUCUGGAGGAAAUUUGGGGGCAUUGCAGAAGCCAGGCUGGAAUGGAGAACAUUUUGUUCAGCUCACUUAGGAGACCCAGUAAAAGCAGAAUCACAGAAAUGGGAGGAGAGGACAAAGAUACUCAGAGAGAAAAAGUAAAGGACAGAAGAAGGAGACUGGACAGACCAGCAUCCUUCCAGCUGAACAAAGUCAGCCGCAAAGCAGACUAGCCAGCAGGCUACAAUUGGAGUCAGAGUGCCAAAGACAUGGGCUUGUUAGAGUGCUGUGCAAGAUGUCUGGUAGGGGCCCCCUUUGCUUCCCUGGUGGCCACUGGAUUGUGUUUCUUUGGAGUGGCACUGUUCUGUGGAUGUGGACAUGAAGCUCUCACUGGUACAGAGAAGCUAAUUGAGACCUAUUUCUCCAAAAACUACCAGGACUAUGAGUAUCUCAUUAAUGUGAUUCAUGCUUUCCAGUAUGUCAUCUAUGGAACUGCCUCUUUCUUCUUCCUUUAUGGGGCCCUCCUGCUGGCCGAGGGCUUCUACACCACUGGUGCAGUCAGGCAGAUCUUUGGCGACUACAAGACCACCAUCUGCGGCAAGGGCCUGAGCGCAACGUUUGUGGGCAUCACCUAUGCCCUGACUGUUGUAUGGCUCCUGGUGUUUGCCUGCUCUGCUGUGCCUGUGUACAUUUACUUCAAUACCUGGACCACCUGUCAGUCUAUUGCCUUCCCUAGCAAGACCUCUGCCAGUAUAGGCACUCUCUGCGCUGAUGCCAGAAUGUACGGUGUGCUGCCAUGGAAUGCUUUCCCUGGCAAGGUUUGUGGCUCCAACCUUCUGUCCAUCUGCAAAACAGCUGAGUUCCAAAUGACCUUCCACCUGUUUAUUGCUGCCUUUGUGGGUGCUGCAGCCACACUAGUUUCCCUGCUCACCUUCAUGAUUGCUGCCACUUACAACUUUGCUGUCCUUAAACUCAUGGGCCGAGGCACCAAAUUCUGAUCUCCUGUAGAAACUCCCUUCUGUCAAAUAGCGAGGCUCUAACCACACAGCCUAAAGUGUUGUGUCUCUUAUCUUAACUCUGCCUUUGCCACUGAUUGGCCCUCUUCUUACUUGAUGAGUAUAACAAGAAAGGAGAGUCUUGCAGUGAUUAAUCUCUCUCUGUGGACUCUCCCUCUUAUGUACCUCUUUUAGUCAUUUUGCUCCACAGCCGCUUCCUGCUAGAAGUGGGAAAUGCCUGAGAAGAUGAUUCUCCAGCUGCAAGUCAUAGAGGACUGAAAACUCUAAGUCAAUUUGGGAGCAUCUCCUGAAGUCCAGGAUGUACUUCCUUCUCAAAGGGCAUUUCCAUUGAGAAAAACAAAGUGGAAAGAAAGAUUCUCACAGAGAGCACAGGAAUGUCCUUGGUCUCCUUGCCAUCAAUAGGAGCCAAAUAUAUUAUUCUCCUUGAUGCACGAAACCAAGAACUCACUCUUAUCUUCCUAUUUCCACUGAAGACAGAAGCAAACGAAAGAAUGCUAGCAAAGCAAUAGCAUUUGCCCAAAUCUGCCUCCUGCAGCUGGGAGACAGGGAUCAAAGCAAGGAUCUUUCACCCUUAGAAAGAGAGCUCUGACCCCAAUGGCAAUGGACUAUUGAAACCCUAACUCAGGCAGCCUUACUUACUGCAUAAGGGAGCACAGUGUCUGUGUAGACAAAGGGAGCAAAUCUGCCCUUACACUUCAUUAGGAAGAGAAACAGUGUUGUCAGGAUCUUCUCACUCCCUUCUCCUUGAUAACAGCUACCAUGACAACCCUGUGGUUUCCAAGGAGCUGAGAAUAGAAGGAAACGAGCUUUCAUGAAAUAAGACUGUGACUUAAGAGCAGCAGUUGGUGGAGGCUAAAGGUAUAACUUAAGAUGGCCUUCGGGUAGAUGCAAGAUAGUUAACUCUUUGGAUAGCAUAUCUGUUUUUUUCUGUCAAUUAAUUGUGUCCUCUGGCCUCUGCCAUAUCUUCACAAUGGUGCUCUUUUCCUGGGGUUUUAUUCAUUCACUCAUAGCAGGUGAUUUGAAGAUCUUGAUUAGUUUGAUAAUGAUUCAUUUUCCAAUUGUUCAACUCUCUCUUAUUUGGAAUUAGAAAGGGAUGGAGAAUGAUUUUUGAUUAUUGUUUUUU
This is a messenger RNA of Phodopus roborovskii (desert hamster), 2278 nucleotides long. RefSeq names its product proteolipid protein 1 (gene Plp1). NCBI's taxonomy places the organism in Eukaryota, Metazoa, Chordata, Mammalia, Rodentia, Cricetidae. Gene Ontology annotation, molecular function: structural constituent of myelin sheath. Gene Ontology annotation, cellular component: plasma membrane; myelin sheath. The coding region runs from base 409 to 1137 and encodes 242 amino acids. The record is from RefSeq and is a predicted model, not a curated record. The transcript has 9 exons. Gene Ontology annotation, biological process: axon development; central nervous system myelination.